GUGAUAAUUAAAUCUUUAUUACUACAAGGUAUUCCCAUACUUCUUUUUUCUCUUUUCUUUUCCAUUUCAACCUUUAUCCCCUUACAAUAUGGUUAUACCUUGUUUCAGAAGUAAAAAAGAACCCGCCUCACACCAGCAACCACAACAACAACAUAGACAAUCCUUCUUGGACGAUGAACUUCAUGCGUUCGACUUAACAUGGAGAAAUUAUUUACCUUCGGCUUCACAGUUUUGUUGUUGUCUUUCCAAUAGGGGAAAUAUUCGACUGGAGGACGAAGAUCCUCUAGUUGAACCAGCUUAUUACAACGACCAUACUCUCUACCGAGGGGAAGCACUACAGAACUACUUGGAGAAUCCAAGAGACUGGGAAUUUGAGUCUGUCUUGGGCCAAAAUGACUUGCCUCAGUUCGUUACACGAAAUCCAUUCGGUACAUCCAGUCUAAAGAAAAAAAAGUCAAAAAAGUCAAAGAAAAGCAAACGUGAAAGACCCGUCGUGAUGGAAACAGAUAUGGAAGAAGGCGAUAUUAUAGGUUAUGAAAUUGACCAUCAUCAACAAGACGCUGAAUUCUUGGGAGAUGACCAAAUUGCAAAUUUGGCCUAUAACAGACACAGUAGUCAGGUGAUGGACCAAUAUGGCGAGGAACUAUAUUAUGAUCAUGUUCAAGGACCAGUGGUUCAGGAGAUGCAAGCUCCGCCACGCGAAUUUUAUGCUGCAAGAUCAAUGCCUAUGAUAAAUUUCGAACAAAAUGGGGAUGAUGAGUACGAAGAACGCAUUAUUCAAUCCUCUUCAGCACAUACUAUCAAACCUCAAGAAUCUCUUGAUGCCGCGCAGUCAUUAUUAAACAACCGAGUAGGUGAUUUGACAGAAAAGCUAAGCUUUAUCAAAAACAGCAUGAUUCAUCCAUCCGAAGAAAAUGAUGAUACUAAUACUAUGCAUACCAUUAAAAAUAACCACGGAACAACAGUAGAAAACUCUGAUAUCGACUCGAUUACAUCAGAAGCACUAGAUGUAUACGAACAUACGACAUCAGCAUAUGAACACCAACAAAGGAGAUAUUCCAAUAGUGAUGAACUUCACUUACCAUCUCUUGCAGACAAUACCCCGUUUGUAUCGGACCAUCAUCCUUUCACUUAUUUUACUGAUGACCAACAUACUGAAGAAGAAGAGGCAGUGUCUCCUGAGAACGACUCAGUCAACGUCCGAAAUAUCGUGUUUGGUUUUGGCAAAAAAUGGCUCGGCGUCUAGGCUUAUCCAUAAACAUAUGUACAUCAUAAUCACACAAGCUUCUCCUUUCCUUCUACUACCACUUACUCUAUAAUAUAAUAACAUGUCCGUUUAAUUUCUCUUACACAACGCAAGCGUUCCAAAAUUUAGGCUAAAUAAUAAAUCCUUUAAGUGAAC
This is a messenger RNA of Mucor mucedo, 1402 nucleotides long. RefSeq lists its product as uncharacterized. Bases 89 to 1246 code for a protein of 385 amino acids. The record is from RefSeq and is a predicted model, not a curated record. The transcript has 3 exons. Lineage: Eukaryota; Fungi; Mucoromycota; Mucoromycetes; Mucorales; Mucoraceae.